UGGGAACGGGAGAAAUCACCAAGGGGCGUUUCCAGGAAGAGAGUGGUUACAUUUUCCUGUAAUGGCGGACCAGGCAGAGAGCGAGACCAUCGGAUUCAGCGACAACAGAAUGGCACAGCAGGCGGUGCGGUUCCGCGGCCCUGCCCCAGCACCUGCGCCUGUCCAGACCCCAGUGUUACGAGGCCCACCACCACUCCUUAGGCCACCACCUCCUCCUUUUGGCAUGAUGAGGGGUCCACCGCCACGACCCCCGUAUGCACGUCCACCCUUUGACCCCAACAUGCCACCCAUCCCACCACCAGGAGGCAUGCCACCACCUAUCGGACCUCCUCACUUACAGAGACCUCCAUUCCUUCCCCCUCCCAUCGGUAACCUACCGCCUCCUCCUGGGAUGCUGUUCCCUCCUGGGAUGCCUCCUGUUCCUACAUCUGGAACCCCUGCACUCAACCCUACAGAGGAGAUAUGGGUAGAGAACAAGACGUCGGAGGGGAAGGCGUAUUACUACAAUGCCAGGACCAGAGAGUCAUCGUGGAGUAAACCUGAUGGUGUGAAAAUCAUCCAGCAGUCUGAACUCAACCCUCUUCUUGCAGGGACAGGAGCAAGUGGGGGGGUGACUGCAGCCGCCAGCUCAAGCACCGUCAACACUACAGCCAGCACGGCCGCAGCAGCAUCCUCUACUCAGGCCCUGUCCACAACUCCCUCCCGCACUCUCACCUCCAGUCCAGACUCCCCCUCCCCUUCUGUGACAAUUGCAGCCACUGUUGUAGCAGACCUCACCCCUGUUGCCACGGUAACCUCAACUGUUGGCGUGUCUCCAGUCACUGUGGUGACUGUUUCCACGGUGCCAUCACCUGUUACAGCGGUGCAGACUGUGUCACUUCUGCCUGCGGCCCUGCCUCACAGUGUGGCCCAGCCCACCACUGCCAUACCUGCCUUCCCCCCUGUCAUGGUCCCACCUUUCAGGGUGCCUUUGCCGGGCAUGCACAUUCCUCUACCAGGUGUAGCAAUGAUGCAGAUAGUAGGUGCACCCUGUGUAAAGGCAGGCCCCAGCGCCAACGUUCAUGUUGAUUACAAAUGGGCAACCUGGAAUAUGACUCGCCACAAAAUUACAUAUAAACAAAUGCCUGAUAGAGGCAUGCUUCCUGGUAUGGGCCCGCCUUUAGUUUCCAUGAUGCACCCCCAGCUGGCUCUCUCGGCUGCUCCUGCUUCCAUGGCCGGAUCGUUGCACCUUCCAGAGUGGUCAGAGUACAAAACAGCUGAUGGGAAAACGUACUACUACAACAACCGAACACUGGAGUCCACCUGGGAGAAACCACAGGCCCUGGUGGAGAAAGAAAAAGAAGCAGAAAAACUCAAGGAGCGUUUGGCCCAAGAGGAAGCUGAGGCAAUGGAGAUGGAGGAUGAAGAGAACAAAAAUGAAAACAUGAACAAUGAGAAGGAGGAGCCUAAAGAAGAAGAGAUGACAGAAGAGGAAAAAGCCGCCCAGAAAGCCAGGCCUGUAGCCACCAACCCUAUCCCUGGCACACCAUGGUGUGUGGUAUGGACGGGUGAUGAUCGCGUGUUUUUCUACAACCCCACAACACGGCUGUCCAUGUGGGACCGACCCGAGGAGCUGGUUGGUCGAGCUGACGUCGACAAGCACAUCCAGGAGCCGCCACACAAGAGAGGCCUGGAGGACAGCAAGAAGACAGGUGUGGACAAAGACGCACUCGCAUUCAGAAUCAACAAGGAAGAGCCAGAGUUAGCGAUGGCUACUGAAGAAAAUCUAGAUGAGGAGCCAACAAAAGUCAAAAAGAGGAAGAAGGAGGAGCCAAAGGAGGCGGACUCAGAGAAGGAAGCAGCAAUGGAGGCAGAACUCAGAGCUGCCAGAGAAAGAGCCAUAGUGCCUCUGGAGGCCAGGAUGACCCAGUUCAAAGAAAUGCUGCUGGAAAGAGGGGUGUCUGCAUUCUCAACUUGGGACAAAGAGCUUCAUAAGAUUGUGUUUGACCCUCGUUACCUUCUGCUCAACCCAAAAGAAAGAAAACAGGUGUUUGAUCAGUAUGUGAAGACGCGAGCAGAGGAGGAGAGGAAGGAGAAGAAGAACAAGCUGAUGCAGGCCAAAGACGAGUUCAGGAGGAUGAUGGAAGAGGCUAAGUUCACACCCAGAACAACGUUUAGUGAAUUUGCGAUGAAGCAUGGCCGUGACCCGCGAUUCAAGACCAUAGAGAAGAUGAAGGACAGGGAGGCCAUCUUUGUGGAAUUUAUCACCGCUAUGAGGAAGAGGGAGAAAGAGGACUCCAAGUCCAGAGGAGAGAAGGUGAAGUUAGACUUCUUUGAUCUCCUGAAUGAACAGCACAUAGAGGGAGGCCAGCGAUGGAGCAAAAUUAAAGAGAGGCUAGAGACGGACCCACGAUACAAGUCUGUGGACAGCUCUGCACUCAGAGAAGAACUUUUCAAACAGUACAUCGAGAAACAAGCCAAGAACGUGGACAUCGACAAGGAGCGAGAGUUGGAGCGGCAGGCUCGUAUCGAGGCCAGUCUCAGAGAGAGGGAGCGUGAGGUUCAGAAGGCCCGAUCAGAACAGACCAAAGAGAUCGACCGAGAAAGGGAGCAGCACAAGAGGGAGGAGGCCAUCCAGCAUUUCAAAGCGCUCAUGUCUGAUAUGGUACGUUCUUCAGAUGCAACGUGGUCAGACACGCGUCGUAACCUGAGGAAGGACCAUCGUUGGGAGUCGGCUUCACUGCUGGAGAGAGAGGAGAAGGAGAAGCUGUUUAAUGAACACGUAGAAGCUCUGGCCAAGAAGAAGAAAGAACAUUUCAGGCAGCUUCUGGAUGAGACUAGCAUGAUCACCUUGACAACUAGUUGGAAGGAGGUGAAGAAGGUCAUCAAAGAGGAUCCUCGCUGUAUUAAGUUCUCUUCCAGUGACAGAAAGAGACAACGUGAGUUUGAAGACUACAUCAAGGACAAGUACAUCACGGCCAAAGCUGACUUCAGAACGUUGCUAAAGGAGACAAAGUUCAUCACGUACAGGUCAAGGAAGCUUAUCCAGGAGUCAGAGCAGCAUCUGAAGGACGUGGAGAAGAUCCUUCAGAAUGACAAGCGUUACCUUGUUCUGGAGUGUGUCCCAGAGGAGCGCAGGAAGCUCAUUAUGUUCUACAUUGAAGACCUAGACCGCCGCGGGCCGCCACCUCCCCCCACGGCCUCUGAGCCCACCAGACGCUCUACCAAGUGACAAGUCGCGUCACCAACUCGGCCAGUGUCCUUCACGUCCUUGCCCUCCACUCGGCCAGAGCAUGACAUCCCCCCAACAUCCCCCUCAUCCCCGCCCUCCUGGCCAGUGGCUGGCCUUGCAGUGUUAUGACUGGGGGUUAUGUUGCUUAGAGAUGUACCAGAGAAAUGAAUGGUAAAGGUCUCUGUGUUAUGUCGCCUCUUAGCCGUGAAUUAGCCCUGCAUUCAACACUACAGCAGGGAGCAGAGGUUACCUGAUCUCAAGGUGACCCUUGACCUCUCACCUCUGACUGACCACAUUUGAGGGAGAGAGGGAUAGUGAUGAGGCUGCUGCCCAGGCAGCCACAGAGGUGUAAGAUAACCGAUGUAAAUGAAGAGGAGCGUGUGUGGGAGUGUGUCUGUGAGUGUGUGUGUAUGCAUGUGUCUGAGGCGUCCUUAAGCCUUACUUCUCCACUGUGCCACUUACCAAUUCAGCGGCUCAGUGUGAAUGUUAGUUUCUGCUCAGUGGUUUACUCCGAUGUUGCAGCAGUUUCUCUGUUGAAUAAAUAAAGGCAACUUCCACUGUUUUUCAA
This is a messenger RNA of Paralichthys olivaceus (Japanese flounder), 3779 nucleotides long. It is a transcript of the gene tcerg1b, whose product is annotated as transcription elongation regulator 1b (CA150). Gene Ontology annotation, cellular component: nucleus. Gene Ontology annotation, molecular function: transcription coregulator activity; RNA polymerase binding. Lineage: Eukaryota; Metazoa; Chordata; Actinopteri; Pleuronectiformes; Paralichthyidae. The record is from RefSeq and is a predicted model, not a curated record.